GAAGUAGGCGUCAUCAUUUGUACUGUUUUAUAUCUUAUAUAUAUAAUAACCAGCCAUUGUCUUUAGAAGUAAUUACGGGUCCGAAAAAGGAGGCAAGUGGGAAAAUUUGUCACAAUGCAAAAGAAGCGGAAUUAUUUUUAUUUGAUUAGUGCUUUAUGGAUAUCAAGUGCUUUGUCGCAGGCAGUAAAUGACCCGAACAACCAAACAGAGCCCGUUGACUUUACAGUUGUGGACGACACAGCAUUGAACAGUGCGACAAAGUCUAAAGAUGGUCUCCCAAAAAAUGUUGAUUUAAAUUUAGAUGUUUUAGGACGUACAGUAUCUCUUCAUCUUAAAAGAAAUCCAAAGGCAACAAGUGCCAAAAAUGUUUAUGUGAUAAGAAAAUCAGAAUCUGGAAUACCAGUUGUUAUGCCGUAUGGCCUAGGGGAAAAUGAGGUGUUUGGAGAAUAUCAAGACCCUGCAAACUGCGCCAUUUUUACUUUGUCAUGUCCCAAAGACAAUGUAUCCAAUAACACGGGCAACUGUGAUACUACAAUGGAAGGGACGUUUUGCUCCGGAAAUCAAGAAUAUCGAAUGUCUCCAAUGCAAGACUCUGCAUUAGGAAGAAUGAAAAGACAGGCAGCGCCCGCAGAUAAGUUAUGGGAGAGGGCAAAAACCAUUGCUAAAAAGGCAAACUCACACAGUAAAGUAUAUGGCAUUUACAAAACUGAACAGUUGCCAGGGACACCUAGUGACUACAAAGAAGAAGCUCCUAUAGAACUUGGUCAGGUCGCUGCAUUUGGCAAAACAGCAAAAGUCAUCAGGGAAAGUGUGCUUCCAGGCGGGAAAAAGUAUAACCUAGAAAUUCUCGCGGUCAUCGAUUACGGAAUUUAUGAAAG
Messenger RNA from Ruditapes philippinarum (Manila clam), 878 nucleotides. RefSeq lists its product as uncharacterized. Lineage: Eukaryota; Metazoa; Mollusca; Bivalvia; Venerida; Veneridae. The transcript is spliced from 5 exons. The annotation marks the transcript as partial. The record is from RefSeq and is a predicted model, not a curated record.